This is a messenger RNA of Nannospalax galili (Upper Galilee mountains blind mole rat), 3261 nucleotides long. It is a transcript of the gene Retreg3, whose product is annotated as reticulophagy regulator family member 3. Gene Ontology annotation, biological process: reticulophagy. Bases 59 to 1456 code for a protein of 465 amino acids. Lineage: Eukaryota; Metazoa; Chordata; Mammalia; Rodentia; Spalacidae. The record is from RefSeq and is a predicted model, not a curated record. The transcript is spliced from 9 exons.
CUGUUAUUGUGACUGUUGGGCCGCGGCCCCGGAUGUUGUGGCUGCGGGCGCUGGGGAGAUGGAGGAGGCCGGAGGGGUGGCCGCGGCCCCGGGUCCAGCUUCGGGGUUGGCUUUUAGGGGCCGCCGAGCUAUGUCCGGCUCCUGGGAGCGCGAGCAGCAGGUGGAGGCGGUGCAGCGGGCCCUGGUGGAGGUGCUGGGGCCGUACGAGCCUCUGCUGAGCUGGCUGCAGGCGGCCCUGGUGUGGGAGCGGCCAGCCCGGAGCGCCCUGUGGUGCUUGGGGCUGAACGCGGCGUUCUGGUUUUUUGCACUGACAUCCCUUCGUUUUGUAUUUUUACUUGCAUUUGGCCUGAUGAUCAUUGUCUGUAUUGACCAAUGGAAGAACAAAAUUUGGCCUGAGAUAAGAGUGCCAAGACCUGACGCAUUAGAGAAUGAGAGCUGGGGCUUUGUGCACCCUCGGUUGCUCAGCGUGCCCGAGCUCUGCCACCAUGUAGCUGAAAUCUGGGUUAGUGGGACCAUUUUCAUAAGGAAUCUUUUGCUUUUCAAAAAGCAAAACCCAGGCAAGUUCUGCUUGCUGAGCUGUGGCAUACUGACAUUUUUGGCUGUCUUGGGCCGCUACAUCCCUGGGCUCCUGCUAUCCUACUUGAUGUUUAUCACUUUCAUGAUAUGGCCUCUUGCUGUAUACCACCGACUGUGGGAUCGAGCCUAUGUGCGGCUGAAGCCAGCUCUGCAGCGGCUGGACUUCAGUGUCCGUGGCUACAUGAUGUCCAAGCAGAGAGAAAGACAAUUGCGCCGCAGAGCUCUCCAUCCAGAACAUGCCAUGGACAGCCACAGUGACAGUGAAGAGGAGCUUGCUGCCUUCUGUCCUCAGCUGGAUGAUUCUACUGUUGCCAGAGAAUUGACUAUCACAGACUCGGAGCACUCAGAUGCUGAGGUCUCCUGUACAGACAAUGGCACAUUCAACCUUUCAAGGGGCCAGACACCUCUAACAGAAGGCUCUGAAGACCUAGAUGGUCACAGCGAUCCCGAGGAAUCAUUUGCCAGAGACCUUCCAGACUUCCCUUCCAUUAAUGUGGAUUCUGCUGGCCUGGAUGAUGAAGAUGAUACCAGCAUUGGAAUGCCUAGCUUGAUGUACCGUCCCCAACCAGGGGCCAGGGAUCCUCAGGUCCUACCUGCCAGCCGGGAUGAGGCUGCACUGCCAGAGCUCCUGCUUGGUUCCCUUCCCAGAGGAUCCAACCUUACCAGCAACCUUGCCAGCCUGGUCUCUCAGGGUAUGAUCCAGCUGGCCUUGUCAGGGACCUCCCAGACAGGCCCUUCUGGCCCACCUCCUCGGAGAGCAAGAGGCUUCCUCCAGGCCCCUAGUUCAGACCUGGACACUGAUGCUGAGGGAGAUGACUUUGAACUUCUAGACCAAUCAGAGCUGAAUCAGCUGGACCCUGCCAGUUCCAGGAACCACUGAGGAGAGACUUCUUUUUGGGGGUCACUGUGGUGUAGGGUUUUUAUUCUCCCCACCCCACUUACAGUGACAGGGCAAGGGAAGAACCCAGAUCUCGUCCCCUGAAUUUAUCUGUAUGCUGGGUGGCCUACCUGAUGCACAGAGGCUGUUGAGAAGAUUCUCAUUGCCUGCUGCCAGCUAGAUCCCCAAUUCUGUGCUUAGUCACUGGAGUGAGAAUGUGCUCCCCAAAGGGAGGCUUCUCUCCAUCACGAUGGUACUACAGGCAGCAAAGUAGUCAGGGAUGUUGAUUCCCCUCCAACGAGGCACUGCUGUUUGUUUUUAGGUCAGGGUGCUCAGGGGCCCUCACUGAUUGAAGAGCCCAUCUCUGCCUCCUCUCACCUCACUGGAGCCCCAAUCAGGCAGCAGCCAGAAUUGUCAUUUUUGUCUUAAACCAUGAUUCGAUUUAUUUUCUUAAUGCAAGCUUGUCCUGUGGUUCUGCAGAACAGAUCUAUUCCCUGUCCCCUCACCCAUCUUCAUUUCUUGAUGACUGACCCCCCCACCCCCAAUGUUCCAGAAUGCUUAUGAAAUUUAAGAAAUGUGAACACGAUAUGGGGGUGAGCCUCUUCUCCAUCUUGGGCUAUAGGGGUCAGCUGGCUGGUAGAGUGACUCUACCAUGAGGUCUCGGGUCUUCUGGAGCUAUGUGGUUGUUUUUGGUGCUGUUAACCCUGGCUCCAUUUAACCAUCAGCCUGAGCAGUGAACAAAGCAAUAUCAUAUCCUUUUUUUUUUUUUUUUGGUCUUUUUGAGACAGGGUCUCCCUGUAGCCCCAGCUGUCAUGGAACUCACUAUGUAGACCAGGCUGGCCUUGAACUCACAGAGAUCCGCCUGCCUCUGCCUCCGCCUCCCGAGUGUUGGGAUUAAAGGCGUGUGCCACCACGCCCAGCUUUCAUACCCAUUUUUAUGUUCCCAUUCCUUUCCCUGUUCCUCCUCUGGAGAAGCAAUAACUCCACGGGGGAUGACAAAGUAGCACUUUACAAAUGGCUCCAGGGCACACAUCCCAGGAGCCACUAGCUCUUCUUGCACCAGCUGUCCAUACCAUAUUGCUUCCUAACUCUUUUAAGGAAGUUAUCAAGAAUGUGUUGGUAAUUAGUAGAGACCCUUCUGGAGGGGUAUGUAUUCUCUAGCCCCUAGUUAAAUCAUGUAGAGAAAAAAAAAAAGCCCCUAAAUGAUCACUGGUUCUAAACCUAUGCCAGCUUACUGCCUCUCUCUGCCUCCAAUCAGAGCUCAAGCCAAAUUCUUCUGUCCUCUUUCCCUCCUGCAUUAACCCUUUUGCUGAUCCUCAGGGACCACUCCCCCAGCAUCCCCAUAAUUGGGUAAGGGACGAUUGACAGACCCCAUUUUCAUGUGCUGCAGGUUGGGGCGUGCUAAUAUAUAUUUGCUCUUGGUUGACGGACAAGGUAGAGGCUGGGAGUGAAAAUACUAACAGGAGAAUGGCUAGGUGCUUGUUCCAUAAUCAGUGUGAAGGUUAGGAAUAAUGCAUCUUCCUCACUUUAGGGUCUCAAAUAGACUUUGAACAUUUCUUUCCUCAGAGCCAGAUGUCUUACAAGUGAGCUCUGAUGUGGGGGGGGGGGAAAGGGAGGCGUGGGAAAGGAGUGGGAGUUUGCGUGUUCACAUGAGUGUGUGUAGCUUCAUGCAUUGGGAUUUGGCAAGGAGGGAAGGAAGAAAAAUCUAGAAGGUCUGUCUUGUAUCUGAGGGAUCCUGCUCUGAAUGUCCUGAAUCCUCCACUGUGAAUUGGGGUGGGUGUUUGAGAAUAAAUCUUGUAUGACAACAA